Molecule: messenger RNA, 3601 nt
Organism: Sitophilus oryzae (rice weevil)
Lineage: Eukaryota; Metazoa; Arthropoda; Insecta; Coleoptera; Curculionidae
Product: cadherin-23-like
Exons: 13
Biological process (GO): homophilic cell-cell adhesion
Cellular component (GO): plasma membrane
Molecular function (GO): calcium ion binding
Source: RefSeq, a predicted model, not a curated record
AUGAGACAAACUGGUAUUAACGGUACCUUCCAAAUGUACGUCAAAAAUGCCAAAGAUUUAUUCGAACUGACCCCUAACAAAGCUACCAACGAAGCUACAUUCACUAUUAAAGUCAAAAAUAGUACUGCACUGGACUACGAAAGAAUAAAACUACUAAACUUCACAAUUGUAGCCAAGGAAGUAGUUAAAGUCAGUCCUAAAUCCAGUGAAGUACCGGUUAUAGUACAUAUUUUAGAUAGAAACGAUAACUAUCCCGAAUUUACAAAGACUUCUUAUGAGGUUUGGGUGCCAGAAAAUUGCGAGGUUGGUACUACCGUAGCCUGGGUGCAAGCGCUUGACGAUGAUUCUGGAUCGUUUGGUACAACCGGUGUGAGAUACACUAACAUUGCUGGAAGUAUUUCGAAUUUAUUAAAUCUUCAUCCAGUGACUGGAAUUAUCACUGUAAAACUGGAAGGAGGACCUUCAUGGGACAGAGAACAAGUCUCUAGGCAUUAUUUGACAGUUGAAGCCCGAGACGACUUAGGAAAUGGAAACAGAAACACCGUACAGCUUAUUAUUAACAUAGAGGAUGAAAACGACAACAAUCCGGUGUUUGUUCAGACUAAAUACGAAGCUAGGUUACUGGAAAACAAGAAAAACUUCGAGGCAGUGCUUAAAGUUGAGGCUAGAGAUGCUGAUCUGAAUGGUACAAAAAACAGCGAAAUUGAGUACUUACUGUUCGGAGAACUCCACCAAAACUUCACUAUAGACCCUGUAACCGGCAUAAUCAAACCCAAGCACCCGAUUGACUUUGAAAACAUCGAAGGACCAGAAGAGGAAAAUGUCAGAAUACUUUACCUUACUGUCAGAGCUAGAGACCACGGGACUCCGAGCCUCUACAACGAGGUUCCGUUGCAUAUAUACAUAGAAGACGUAAAUGACAAUGCUCCCUUCUUUGAUUAUGUUUUUUACAAUGCUUCUAUACCAGAAGACGCGGAAGGUGGUACUCAAAUCAUACAAGUGGAAGCAUUUGAUCUGGAUGGAUCAUCACCAAACAAUCGAAUAGUUUAUCGAAUUCAAACAGGAGCUCUUGAUAAGUUUGUGAUCGAUUCUGAGACAGGUGUUAUAUCAGUUGCAAGUGGUGCAAACCUGGAUCCAGAUCUGUCACAACCUAGAAAGAGUCUCUAUUCUCUAAACGUUUUGGCUCUGGAUGGCGGUCAAGGAGAAAAUCAACUCCAUGCAGCUGUAACAGUGGAAAUCCUGAUUCAGGAUGUAAAUAAUAAGAACCCUGAGCUUCUGGACAUAGAAGAUUUGUCAGUGGAAGAGAAUACCCCCGUUGGAACUGUCAUAGCAAAAAUACGGGCUAGAGAUCCAGACGAAACAGCCAAGUUGAUUUACAUGCUCGACCAAGACAAUUGUCAAGCAAAAAACGAGCGAGAUAUUCUUUUAAAAGCUGAUGAUAUUAAAUGCGUUAGUUAUUUCAAUUUGGAACCUUCCUCUGGAGUCCUAAGCGUUGGCAAACAGAUUGACAGGGAAGAAAUUGAUAUGUUCCGGAUCAGUGUGAUCGUUUCAGAUGAGAAUUCUGACACAGGACAACAAAUAGACUCGGCUACUUUUAAAAUUCAGAUUGAGGAUGUUAACGAUAAUAACCCUAAGUUUACCCAACCCUUCUACAAAUUCAGCGUGCAAGAGAACGGCAAGAAUGGUAUUUUAAUCGGCACAGUUAGAGCAAUAGAUCCAGACAAAAACAAAACAAUAUUUUACAAGAUCGAGGGUAAGCAACAAAACAACAAUUUAGUUCACUUAGAUAGCAGUUCUGGAGAUCUGGUAGUGGCUAGCAAAAUCGAUCGAGAAAGUCAUCAAUGGCUCAAUUUUACUAUUAAAGCCGUCGACUCUGGAGUACCCAGUCUUUCAACACGCUCAGAAGUCCUUGUACAAAUUCUAGAUGAAAACGAUAAUAAUCCUGAAUUUGAUCCUGAACCCAAAGCACUCGUUAUACUUGAAAAUAUUCAGCCAGGCAGUAAAAUAAGUACAAUUAGAGCUACAGACGCUGACUCGGGAGAGUACGGUAAAAUAACCUAUAUCCUGGAUAGAGUAUCGUCUCAAGGAAAAUUUGCUAUUGACAGUGACAGUGGAGUAUUAAGGGUAGCUGAGGAACUAGACAGAGAAGACAGAGCUUCGUAUAUGCUUAUUAUAGAAGCUUGGGAUAAUUACCAAUAUGGAUUUAACGCCAGGGAAAGCAGAAAUGCUUUUAAACAUCUUAAUGUCACUCUCUUGGACGUAAACGAUAACACACCAGAACUAGUAGUCGAAACAGGCUGUAUUAACAUCACAGAAUUCCAGGAAGUCAACCAGCCAAUUACUCUAGCCCAUGCCUCAGAUGAUGAUGACCCCAACACUCCAAAUGGCCAGGUUAUAAUCGAUAUAUCCGAUGGAAACACUGAAGAUUUAUUUGAAUUGUACCAGGUGUCUGAGUGGUCGUCUCAGAUCAGAACUAGAAGUUCUUUGAGGGGUCGACAUGGGAACUAUACCUUGAUACUUAGGGCUCAGGAUUUAGGGAACCCUAGUUUACUAACUGAAGAAGCUGUAAGGAUAUGCGUGAUGGAUUAUAACGACCAUCCUCCAGUUUUUGUAUCACCUCCACAUAAUUCAACACUACGUGUCCCAGAGAAUGCUACAGUGGGCAGUGCCUUAGUCCAAAUAAUAGCCACGGAUGAAGAUGUAGGUCGUAAUGGGGCUGUUAGAUACAAACUAAAGACUGACCCAGCUGGACAUUGGAGAACAUUCACUCUACAGCCUGUUUCAGGAAUACUAGAGCUACGAUUACCUCUGGAUAGGAAAAAACAAAAAAUAUUUGACAUUCGUGUUGAAGCUUACGAUUUAGGUAUGCCCACACCUUUAAGUUCUGACCUCGAUUUAACCGUCUAUGUUAGUGAUGUUAAUGAAUACCAACCCCAGUUUGUUGAAGACGAAUAUGUCAUAGAAUUUACAGAAAACGAAGAUCCAGGAAUUGAAAUUAAGACUCUCCCAAAAACUAUCGAUCGUGAUGAGCUGGAAUAUGAAGGACCUCCUGCUCCUGUAUGUUAUUUCAUUGUUGCUGGGAAUGAAAACGAAAUAUUUUAUUUACAUCCUUUUGAACACACGGUCCAAGUAACUCAGCCUUUGGACAGAGAAGAACAAGAUCUUUACUUACUACUCGUCAAAGCCACAGAAGACUGUUCACAUCCGCCUUCAGUCGAACAUUUCUUUGACGUAAACGAUGACACUCAAUUAAAAGUCAUAGUGAAAGUAAAAGACGUCAAUGACAAUGCUCCCAGAUUUACCAGAAGAGUUUUCACUGGAGGUGUCAGCACUGCAACUUCCUUCGGCACCAAGUUCAUGCAAGUCAAAGCAGAAGACCCAGACGACGGUCAAAACGCUCUUUUGUCUUACUACCUAGUUGGUAAAGUCCAGAUGACCCUUACAGAAGGUCUAGAUAGUCUUUCCAGAGUCCCGUUCAUUGUAGAAAAAGAUUCUGGAGAAGUCCAGUUAAAUUUCGAUCCCCAGCAAGGCAUGAAAGGAUACUUUGACUUUAUGGUGGUUGUUAAUGAUACUGGAGGACUCCAAGACACUGCUAGGGUAU